Symphalangus syndactylus (siamang) is the source of this 4143-nucleotide messenger RNA. RefSeq names its product matrix metallopeptidase 19 (gene MMP19). Gene Ontology annotation, cellular component: extracellular matrix. The record is from RefSeq and is a predicted model, not a curated record. NCBI's taxonomy places the organism in Eukaryota, Metazoa, Chordata, Mammalia, Primates, Hylobatidae. Gene Ontology annotation, molecular function: zinc ion binding; metalloendopeptidase activity. Gene Ontology annotation, biological process: collagen catabolic process; proteolysis; extracellular matrix organization.
UUUUUUUUUUUUUAGAUGGAGUCUCAUUCUGUCACCCAGGCUGGAGUGCCGUGGCGUGAUCUCGGCUCACUGCAACCUCCACCUCCCAGGUUCAAGCAACUCUCCUGCCUCAGCCUCCGGAGUAGCUGGGAUUACACGCACUCACUACUACAGCAAUUAUGGAUAAAGCUGCUGUAAACAUCCACGUGGAAAUUUUGUACGGACAUAACUUUUCAGUUCAUUUGGGUAAAUACUAAGGAGCACAACUGCUGGAUCAUAUGAGACAAGAUUUCGCUAUGUUGGCCAGGCUAGUCUCAAACUCCUGACCUCGUGAUCCGCCCACCUCGGCCUCCAAAAGUGCUGGGAUUACAGGCAUGAGCCACUGCUCCCGUCCGGUAUUUUUAAAUGCAAGUUUUUCUUCUUUUCCUUGCAUAGCAUUUAAGGCCCUCUCCAAAUUCUGUCUCCCAACCAUUUUCCCACCCUGGUCAUUCUUUGACAGUGAUUUAUUAAGCACAGCCUCGAAAGCACGGAGAUGGCCUGGGGUAGGCACUCGGGAUUCAGUGGUGAAUGAAGCAGUCCUGAUCCUUCUGACUUACUGAGUACGGCAGUCUCUCAGCUCUGCACUUUUACUCAAGACCUGCACUGUCUGUCUCUCGGUAUCCUUUUACCCUAUCAAUUCUUUUUUUUUUUUUUUUUUUUGAGAUGGAGUUUUUGCUCUGUUGCCCAGGCUGGAGUGCAAUGGUGCGAUCUCAGCUCACUGCAACCUCUGCCUCCCGGGUUCACGUGAUUCUCCUGCCUCAGCCUGCCGAGUAGCUGGGAUUACAGGCGCCCACCACCACACCUGGCUAAUUUUUGUAUUUUUAGUAGAAACAAGGUUUCACCAUGUUGGUCAGGCUGGUUUUGAACUCUCGAUCUCAAGUGAUUCACCCACCUCAGCCUUUCAAAGUACUAGGAUUACAGGAGUGAGCCACCAUGCCUGGCCUUACCCCGUCAAUUCUCAGCUGGCCUUCAAAGUCCAUCUCAAAGCCUGCCUUCUCAGCAAACCUCCCCCCAGCCCCAAGCCCCUUAGGGUGAAUCACCUCUGGCCUGGCACGCUGGCUCCCCUCUUCCCAGGUGUUUGGAUCUGCCUCACUGGAUCCGUAAGCUCCCUGAGAGUAGGCUCUGGGCCCUUUACUUAUUUGUGCCCUUGUUAAGCCCCACCUACACCCACAUAUUCCAGGCUCAUUAGAUUCUUGAAAUAAUGACUUUUUAAUUAAAGCAGACAUAAGUAGGUUUCAGGAGCAUUUAUAUUCCCAACUUGGUCUUGGGUACAAAGAAACUGAGACUUCAUGCUUGACUCCUUCACCUGAAACCCAAGCUACCUCAGCUGUUUCCUACCUCUCAGCUUAUCCUAGGGAGACUCAAAGGUAGGGGCGGAGUGAUUUGCUGGCCCAGGGUCCCUGAGGCAUAGCGAUGUCUAAUUCCAGGGGAUGUCCAUGAUCCCUAUCUCUAGUCUCUCCAGAGAUUCUGGUUCUCGUCCUGCCUGGAUGCUCACCCUAGGGCAGUAUGAAGUUUUUCCGUCUCCAGCAGAGGACUCUGAGGGAAGGGAUUGGGAACUCUCUUUGGUUUCUGCUCUCUGGUGGGGCAAGGGUUAAUGGUGAAUUGCAACAUAUCUCUUGGCUGAGUCACCUCCCUCUGCCUCUCCCCCAAAUUCCCUUCAGCUGUUAUAAAGAGGACCAGAGGCUGGAGAGUAAAAAGAACUGGAGGUAAGAGCCCCUCUGCCUAGCACUGCUCCCCCAGGCUCCCAGAAAUCUCAGGUCAGAGGGCACGGGCAGCCUCUGGAGCUCUUGUCUGGUGGGACCAUGAACUGGCAGCAGCUGUGGCUGGGCUUCCUACUCCCCAUGACAGUCUCAGGCCGGGUCCUGGGGCUUGCAGAGGUGGCGGCCGUGGACUACCUGUCACAAUAUGGGUACCUACAGAAGCCUCUAGAAGGAUCUAAUAACUUCAAGCCAGAAGAUAUUACCGAGGCUCUGAGAGCUUUUCAGGAAGCAUCUGAACUUCCAGUCUCAGGUCAGCUGGAUGAUGCCACAAGGGCCCGCAUGAGGCAGCCUCGUUGUGGCCUAGAGGAUCCCUUCAACCAGAAGACCCUUAAAUACCUGUUGCUGGGCCGCUGGAGAAAGAAGCACCUGACUUUCCGCAUCUUGAACCUGCCCUCCACCCUUCCACCCCACACAGCCCGGACAGCCCUGCGUCAAGCCUUCGAGGACUGGAGCAACGUGGCUCCCUUGACCUUCCGAGAGGUGCAGGCUGGCGCGGCUGACAUCCGCCUCUCCUUCCAUGGCCGCCAAAGCUCGUACUGUUCCAAUACUUUUGAUGGGCCUGGGAGAGUCCUGGCCCAUGCCGACAUCCCAGAGCUGGGCAGUGUGCACUUCGAUGAAGACGAGUUCUGGACUGAGGGGACCUACCGCGGGGUGAACCUGCGCAUCAUUGCAGCCCAUGAAGUGGGCCAUGCUCUGGGGCUUGGGCACUCCCGAUAUUCCCAGGCCCUCAUGGCCCCAGUCUACCAGGGCUACCGGCCCCACUUCAAGCUGCACCCAGAUGAUGUGGCAGGGAUCCAGGCUCUCUAUGGCAAGAAGAGUCCAGUGAUAAGGGAUGAGGAAGAAGAAGAGACAGAGCUGCCCACUGUGCCCCCAGUGCCCACAGAACCCAGUCCCAUGCCAGACCCCUGCAGUAGUGAACUGGAUGCCAUGAUGCUGGGGCCCCGUGGGAAGACCUAUGCUUUCAAGGGGGACUAUGUGUGGACUGUAACAGAUUCAGGACCGGGCCCCUUGUUCCGAGUGUCUGCCCUUUGGGAGGGGCUCCCCGGAAACCUGGAUGCUGCUGUCUACUCGCCUCGAACACAAUGGAUUCACUUCUUUAAGGGAGACAAGGUGUGGCGCUACAUUAAUUUCAAGAUGUCUCCUGGCUUCCCCAAGAAGCUGAAUAGGGUAGAACCUAACCUGGAUGCAGCUCUCUAUUGGCCUCUCAACCAAAAGGUGUUCCUCUUUAAGGGCUCCGGGUACUGGCAGUGGGACGAGCUAGCCCGAACCGACUUCAGCAGCUACCCCAAACCAAUCAAGGGUUUGUUUACGGGAGUGCCAAACCAGCCCUCGGCUGCUAUGAGUUGGCAAGAUGGCCGAGUCUACUUCUUCAAGGGCAAAGUCUACUGGCGCCUCAACCAGCAGCUUCGAGUAGAGAAAGGCUAUCCCAGAAAUAUUGCCCACAACUGGAUGCACUGUCAUCCCCAGACUAUAGACACUACCCCAUCAGGUGGGAAUACCACUCCCUCAGGUACGGGUACAACCUUGGAUACCACUCUCUCAGCCACAGAAACCACGUUUGAAUACUGACUGCUCAACCACAGACACAAUCUUGGACAUUAACCCCUGAGGCUCCACCACCCACCCUUUCAUUCCCUCCUAGAAGCCUAAGGCCUAAUAGCUGAAUGAAAUACCUGUCUGCUCAGUAGAACCUUGCAGGUACUGUGGCAGGGGCAUGACCGUAGACCUCAGGCCUCUAACACUUCCAACUCCAGCCACCACUCUCCUGUGCAUUUUCACUCCUGAGAAGUGCUCCCCUAGCUCAGCUCCCCUAACUUGGAUUUGGCCCCCAACUCCAUUUCCUGUCUGUCUUAGACAGCCCUUCCAACUGUGUCAUCUCUUCUCUGGAGGUCAAUGGUAGAGGGAGAUGCCUGGGUCCUGUUCUUCCUACAUAAAAUGCAAGAAAACAGCAUGGCCAGUAAACUGAGCAAGGGCCUUGGAAUCCUUGAGAAUCACAUUUAUGUGCUUAUGAUUACGGGCAAGCUAAUUAACCUUGUUGAAUCUCAGAUUCCCCAUUUGCAACAUUAGGUUAAGACCAGUACUGCAGGAUUGUUGCACUAAAUGAAAUACUGUAUGUGAAGUGCCUGGCACAGUGUCUGGUACAUUUGUGUUUAAUAAAAGCUAACUCCAUGUUCAUAAGAGAGGACUGAACAGCUCUUCCUCUAGCUGUCUGGCUGUGUAACUCCCACAAUAGUCUGUAUAAUAAAGGUACCUCUAUUAGAUCUUUAGGGGACAGAGGAUUUGUCAAGAUGGUUAGCUCUUUGUUUUGGGGUGCAGAGAAAGAAAAGAGCAACAGUAGAGGCUGGACUCCCUGGUUAAUGCCAUU